Messenger RNA from Elephantulus edwardii (Cape elephant shrew), 1077 nucleotides. It is a transcript of the gene AGTR1, whose product is annotated as angiotensin II receptor, type 1. Gene Ontology annotation, cellular component: membrane. Gene Ontology annotation, molecular function: angiotensin type II receptor activity. The record is from RefSeq and is a predicted model, not a curated record. Bases 1 to 1077 code for a protein of 358 amino acids. The transcript has a single exon. Gene Ontology annotation, biological process: regulation of vasoconstriction; immune response; G protein-coupled receptor signaling pathway. Lineage: Eukaryota; Metazoa; Chordata; Mammalia; Macroscelidea; Macroscelididae.
AUGUUCUUCAACGUUUCUGACGACGGUAUUAAAAGGAUCCAAGAUGACUGCCCCAAAGCUGGAAGACACAAUUACAUCUUUAUCAUGAUCCCUACCUUGUACAGCAUCAUCUUUGUGGUGGGCAUAUUCGGGAACAGUUUGGUGGUGAUUGUCAUUUACUUUUAUAUGAAACUGAAGACUGUGGCCAGUGUGUUCCUUUUGAACCUGGCCCUGGCUGACAUAUGCUUUUUACUCACUUUGCCUCUGUGGGCUGUCUACACCGCUAUGGAAUACCGCUGGCCCUUUGGCACCUACCUGUGUAAAAUUGCUUCAGCGAGUGUCAGUUUCAACCUGUACGCCAGUGUGUUCCUACUCACCUGUCUGAGCAUUGACCGCUACCUGGCCAUUGUUCACCCAAUGAAGUCCCGCCUCCGGCGCACAAUGCUGGUCGCCAAAAUCACCUGCAUCAUUAUUUGGUUCCUGGCUGCUUUGGCCAGUUUGCCAUCAAUCAUCCAUCGCAAUGUGUUUUUCAUCGAGAACACGAAUAUCACCGUUUGUGGCUUCCAUUAUGAAUCCCAAAACUCGACCCUUCCCAUCGGGCUGGGCCUCACCAAGAACAUCCUGGGCUUCUUACUCCCCUUCUUGAUCAUUCUAACCAGUUACACUCUGAUUUGGAAAACCCUCAAGAAGGCAUAUGAAAUUCAGAAAAACAAGCCAAGAAACGAUGAUAUUUUUAAAAUCAUUAUGGCGAUUGUGCUUUUCUUUUUCUUUUCCUGGGUUCCGCACCAAAUCUUUACCUUCCUGGAUGUCUUGAUUCAGCUGGGCAUCAUUCAUGACUGCCACAUUGCAGAUAUCGUGGACACCGCCAUGCCCAUCACCAUCUGCAUAGCUUACUUUAACAAUUGCCUCAAUCCCUUUUUUUACGGCUUUCUGGGGAAAAAAUUUAAAAAAUAUAUUCUCCAGCUUUUGAAAUACAUUCCUCCAAAGAAAAAAUCCCACCCCAGCCUAUCCACAAAAAUGAGCACGCUUUCCUACCGCCCCUCGGAUAACGCGAGCUCCUCCACCAAGAAGUCGGCCCCGUGUUUUGAGAUCGAGUGA